CUUUACCUAAAACUAAGGCAACAGAAACGUGUCCACAUUGUAUUGGUUAUUGCUUGACCGCCUUUUUACCUCUCUCAUGACUUGGUCGGCUUCAUCCUGUAUAAAUCAAACCUUUGAGACCUCAACUCCUUCACAAAUUAAAAGUUUCGAAAUUCGAUAAUCAUAAUCAAAUUCUAUCUCAAUCUCAAGCUUCGAUCAAGAUGCAGAUCUUCGUGAAAACUCUCACCGGGAAGACCAUCACCCUCGAGGUGGAAAGCUCUGACACCAUCGACAACGUUAAAGCAAAGAUCCAGGACAAGGAAGGCAUUCCUCCGGAUCAGCAGAGGCUUAUCUUUGCUGGAAAGCAGUUGGAAGACGGGAGAACCUUGGCUGACUACAACAUCCAGAAGGAGUCUACGCUUCACUUGGUCCUCAGGCUUCGUGGUGGUAUGCAGAUCUUCGUCAAGACCCUUACCGGAAAGACGAUCACUUUGGAGGUGGAGAGCUCUGACACCAUCGAUAACGUUAAGGCCAAGAUCCAGGAUAAGGAGGGAAUCCCACCGGACCAGCAGAGGUUGAUCUUUGCCGGCAAGCAGUUGGAGGAUGGCAGGACCUUGGCCGACUACAACAUUCAGAAAGAGUCGACCCUUCACCUGGUCUUGCGUCUACGUGGAGGCAUGCAAAUCUUCGUGAAGACUUUAACAGGAAAGACGAUCACUCUAGAGGUGGAGAGUUCCGACACCAUUGACAACGUGAAAGCCAAAAUCCAGGACAAAGAGGGUAUUCCUCCGGACCAGCAGCGUCUCAUCUUCGCUGGCAAACAGCUUGAGGAUGGUCGUACUUUGGCUGACUAUAACAUCCAGAAAGAAUCAACUCUUCACUUGGUGCUCAGGCUCCGUGGUGGUAUGCAGAUUUUCGUUAAGACCUUGACCGGCAAGACCAUCACACUUGAGGUGGAGAGCUCCGACACCAUUGACAACGUGAAGGCCAAGAUCCAAGACAAGGAAGGUAUUCCUCCAGACCAGCAGCGUCUCAUCUUCGCCGGAAAGCAGCUCGAGGAUGGUCGCACCUUGGCAGACUACAACAUCCAGAAGGAGUCCACCCUUCACUUGGUCCUCCGUCUCCGUGGAGGUUUCUAAAACUCUUGUCCUUUGUUGGUUCAAAAGUCAGUGUCUGCGUUUCUUUUAAAUACUUCUUAUGGUUUAUGUUUUGGGGUCUUAUAAAGCCCCUUAUGAAUAAUUGAUGAACUCGCUUUGCGUCCUUGUUUUUCUCUUCCGUUAUGAACCAAAUCAGAUUUCUCUAUUGUGAAAUAUAUUAUAAUAUAGUCGUUGCUCUUUAUGUUUCCCUA
Brassica oleracea var. oleracea is the source of this 1327-nucleotide messenger RNA. Its product is annotated as polyubiquitin. NCBI's taxonomy places the organism in Eukaryota, Viridiplantae, Streptophyta, Magnoliopsida, Brassicales, Brassicaceae. The transcript has 2 exons. Gene Ontology annotation, cellular component: cytoplasm; nucleus. The coding region runs from base 201 to 1118 and encodes 305 amino acids. The record is from RefSeq and is a predicted model, not a curated record. Gene Ontology annotation, biological process: modification-dependent protein catabolic process; protein ubiquitination. Gene Ontology annotation, molecular function: protein tag activity; ubiquitin protein ligase binding.